AUGUCUUCCAACAACGACGCCAACAGCUUAUGCAGCAACCGGACUUCGGUUCAGCCACAGACACUGGAGGACGGCGUUUCUUCGAGGAACACGCAUGAUACGGGAAACAUCCCCGAUCAGUCUGUUUCCGAUGAAGAGGCGUCAGAAGCUGGAUCAGAAGUCUCCCACGAUAGUUUAGACGAAUACAAACUUGCGUCGCAGCAUUUCUACGAUCCAGCCAUGAUUGUCUCGUAUGUCUAUGUCGGCGGGAAGAUGGUCGGGUACAUCAAGGGUGCCAUCUACCGGAAAACCACUUGGGUCCUGGCGUUGGUAGCUUUCCCCUCAGAGACCUCGGGCCAAGGAUGUUGGGUGCUGAAAGGUUCUUACGGCGGUGGCGAUCAUCGACAAGACAUGAUCUCCCAAGUUUCCGAGUGCAUGUCGCAAAACACCCAGCGCGGCACCUCGGCGAGAUCUUUCCUCUCGAAGGUUGGGUUCAGCCUGACACCUCGAGAGGGACAGAUCUUCUGGCUUCAUCUCGAUCAGCAGGAUGAUCCCAAGACGGUCCCUGCCUGGACCGACGAGUCUCCUGCAGAGAGAUACCAGCGUCAGGCGAGACACUUCGAGGAGGGAGGCGAGGCGAUGCUGGAAGGUUGA
This is a messenger RNA of Filobasidium floriforme, 633 nucleotides long. RefSeq lists its product as uncharacterized. The transcript has a single exon. Lineage: Eukaryota; Fungi; Basidiomycota; Tremellomycetes; Filobasidiales; Filobasidiaceae. Bases 1 to 633 code for a protein of 210 amino acids. The record is from RefSeq and is a predicted model, not a curated record.